Molecule: messenger RNA, 666 nt
Organism: Acaulospora morrowiae
Lineage: Eukaryota; Fungi; Glomeromycota; Glomeromycetes; Diversisporales; Acaulosporaceae
Source: the annotation of a GenBank genome assembly
AUGAGUGGUAAUAGCUCGGCAAAUGAAAAUCAGAUAGCCUCUGUCUUUUCACAGGUUCAAUCCUCAGUUACAGAUUUAAGCAGUCACGAGUUUAGUAAAGUAGAAGCGACUCUCGAAGCGUUGCUUUCUCAGCCAUUGAGUGAGGUAGCUGCGGGACUUGGGCCGAUAGAGCGUGCAAGACUGUACACGUUAUAUGCGUAUUGUUGUAAUUCGCUUUCUUCCCUAUAUUUAGAGGUUAAUGGUGAAUCUGAACCAAAAGAAGUCGAUUUUCAGGCGAACCGAAUACAAGAAAUUUCGGAUAAAAUUACACAUACACUGAAUCCUCCACAACCCACGCUAGCGAUUGACCGGCAAGCAGCUGCACGCUUCAUUAAGCACAAUCUGCCAAUCACAAAAGAACGUUCUUCAAGGGAGGAUAACCAAACAUCUAGUCCAGUGCAUAUUCGUUUUGAUGACAAUGGGAAUAGAAGAAUAGUUAGUUCUCAGGUGCAGCAUUCGCCGCGUAAUGAAAGAGGCUCACGCGGUGGAAGCUCUUCGCAUGCAUCGCGAUAUGAUAGAAACGAAUCAUAUGAUUAUCAUGACCGGGACCAUGAUCGAGAUUACGAUCGUGGAGAAGAACGUAAAACCUUUUACCGAUAUCUCACUUCCCCAAAGUGUUAUCUAUAA